Bursaphelenchus xylophilus (pine wood nematode) is the source of this 4252-nucleotide messenger RNA. The record is from the annotation of a GenBank genome assembly. NCBI's taxonomy places the organism in Eukaryota, Metazoa, Nematoda, Chromadorea, Rhabditida, Aphelenchoididae.
AUGUCGGAAAAUGGAACUUUUAGUCGGUUACCGAGACGGCAAUCAUCUUCCCGAUUGGUUAAACAGCUUGCGGUAAGUGUUUUUAUAUUGUUCUUGAGGUUUAGGUAGAAUUUGCCGAUUUUGGGUUUUCAAGCCGAAAUUUCUCAAGGAGUCGAUGGCGAUCGAUGGGGUUAGCUGUGAUUUAGCAGUAUCUUGCUGGCUGGCACUCCUUUCGCUGAAAUCGAGCUGUUUUGAAAGUAAUAUAGCCCAUUGUAGGACAUGAACAUCUCGGAAGACGUUCUGGAUCACGGUGAGACCGCGCGACAUGAGAAUCGUUUUGUGUUUGAGUGUGCCUGGGAAGUGGCGAACAAAGGUAAGCUGUUUUUCAUAUUUUCUCUCUAUUUAGAUCAUGUUUUCCAUCAAUUUUUGUCAUGACUAUCAUUUCCAGUUGGUGGAAUCUACACCGUCCUCCGAACAAAAGCCCCCGUCUCCACCGAGGAGUUGGGUGAUCAGUACUGCAUGCUUGGUCCAUAUAACGAAGAACAAGUCAAGUUGGAAGUGGAAGUUGGCGAGCCGGAGACGGCUGCCAUGAAAUACACCUUGGAUCAGAUGCACGAAUGGGGAUUUAGAUGUGUGUAUGGAAGAUGGCUCAUAGACGGGUAUCCAAAGGUUGUGUUGUUCGAUAUUGGGUCGGCUGCGUGGAAGUUGGACGCCUGGAAACAUGAGGUAUUGUCUUGGAUAUUAUUUUAGGUGAAAUUAGAUGUGAGAGGUUGGAAAUUAGAAGAUAAAUAUUGCAAUUGGUAUAUUUAGAUAGCUUUUGGAUGUGUUUGAGUUAUUUUGGAUGUAUCUGCAAAAAAAAAUUUUUUUGGUUUAUUAUCUAAAAUAAUAUAAUUUUUUUUCAGCUUUUUGAAAAAUGCCAUAUUGGAAUUCCCUACAUCGACAGAGAGUCUAACGAUUGUGUAAUCUUCGGCUUCCUCGUCGCAAUCUUCCUCAAAGCCUUUGCCGAAUCCACGGAAGGCCUUUCUCCUCUGAUUGUCGCUCAAUUCCAUGAAUGGCAGGCCGGAGUCGGCCUAAUGAUGACCAGGUAAGUCUCUAUUUCCAUUCUUGCAUCUCUCUUUAGGCUCUGGAAAGUGAAUGUGGCAACAGUUUUCACAACCCACGCAACAUUGCUGGGCCGACAUUUGUGCGCCGCUGGAGCGGACCUCUACAACAAUUUGGACAAGUUUCAGGUGGAUCAAGAAGCCGGCGAGAAGCAGAUCUACCACAGAUAUUGUCUCGAACGAGCUGCGUGUUGUAUGGCACAUGUUUUCACGACGGUCAGGUAAGAAUUUUAAAAUUUUUGCGAAAAAAUUUGGAAUUUUCUCCUUAUUUUAGGUAAUGUUACAUAAUUUCUUAUAAUUUUGUGAAUUUUACCGGCUACAUUUGCAGUGAGAUCACUGGAUUAGAAGCAGAGCAUCUAUUAAAGCGAAAGCCGGAUAUAUUGACGCCGAAUGGGCUGAAUGUCGUGAAAUUCGCCGCUCUCCACGAGUUCCAAAACCUGCAUGCCUUGAACAAGGAGAAGAUCCACAGUUUUAUACGCGGACACUUCUACGGCCACAUGAACUUUGAUUUGGACAAGACGUUGUACAUGUUCACGGCCGGACGAUAUGAAUUCAGCAAUAAGGGCGGGGAUUUGUUCAUCGACGCAUUGGCCAGGUUGAACCACUUGUUGAAGGUAAGAAUUGAAAAUUUUAGUUCUUUAUUGAUGUUUAGAUCAUUGUAAAAGAUGAUUUGAGGGCAAAAUAGAAUUUGAGAGUGGUUUUUCAUUGAUGGGCCCAAGAAGGUAUCAAUUUUUUAAAAGAUUUUUACUAGUUUUGGGUUUAAAUUUGAUGUUUUUUGAUCUAAAGUGAAUGAUAGCUGGCUAGAAGGUUGAGGAAAAAGAUGGUUGGUGCAGUGGACGAUUAGGGAAAAAGACACAACAAAAUUUGGAUUUUUAGCAAAAACUAGUGUCAACAGCAAAAUCUACAGGAUAAAACAGACAAAAAAAUGUCUAAAACAAACUCGGGAAGCGACGGUUGAGGAAAAAGACAAUUGGGGAAACUGAAAGUAUUAUUUUUGUUCGAUGUAAGUGUCGAAAUUCGGAUAACCGAUGGCGCGGAUUUCGAAAAUGACAUUCAUUUUUUUGUUCGUUACUAUUUUGUUCAAUUAGUACUGUAAAGCAGUAAUUUUUUGAUUUCUUUUUUUCACAAAUACUCGAUUUAGGGGUUUUCGAUGGUGCUGAUUUCAAAUCAAAAGAAAUGAACAAGAUUUUCGGAAUCAGCACCAUUGAAAACCCCUAAAUCGAGCAUUUUUGAAAAAAGAAAUCAAAAAAUUACUGCUUUACAGUACUAAAUGAACAAAAUAGUAACGAUAAAAAGAAAUGAAUGCCAUUUUUGAAAUCAGCGCCAUCGCUUAUCCUAAUUUCGGCACCUACAUCGAAGAAAAAUAAUACUUUUCAGUUUCCCCAAUUGUCUUCUUCCCCAAUCGUCGCUCCCCGACUUUGGUCUAGACAUUUUUUGUCUGUUUUGUUCUGUAGAUUUUGCUGUUGACACUGGUUUUUGCUAAAAAUCCUAAUUUUGUUACCUAAAUUAUAUAAUUUUAGGUGUCGACGGACAAACGGACCCAAGGAGUAACAGUAAUAGCCUUCAUCAUCUAUCCAGCAGCCGCGAAUUCCUUCAAUGUGGACUCGCUGCGAGGUCAGGCCAUCACGAAACAGCUGCGCGAUUCAAUUCAACACAUCAAGGAUAACAUCGGCUCAAGACUGUUUGAAAGUUGUCUGCAGUAAGUUUGAUUUGCUUUGAAAAAAAUUAAGUGGUAUCUUUGGACUGGGUAGGGCUCAUAUGCAUGAGAAUUUGCUUUAUUUUGAGGUGUUUUACAUCGAAAUUUUUAUUAUUUUAUACUGGUUAACAAAUUUUUCUUUCCACCUCGUAUCUCGAGAACCGCUGGGCCUAGAACCUCCAAAUUUGGCAUAAAAACACGCCGGGACAGUCUAACACCAUGCCCAAAAAAUCAUAUCAUUUGAUGCACUUUUAGUCCACUUUUCAUGCAAAAGGCAAAAAAACGGGAUGACAAAAUUUUCUUUCCACUUUGGAAAAACGUUUGUAAAUUAUGGUGUUAGACUGUUCCACAGUGUUUCUGCGCCCAAUUUCAAGGUUGUAGGCCCAGCCGUUCCCGAGAUCCAGGUGGAAAGAAAAUUUUUUCGGCCAGUAUACAGUGACGGUGGCAAAAAACGUACCGUUUUGCAUCCGGGAAGCAUCGAAAAUGUGGCAAAAAAACUUCGUUUUGAAGGGCCCUCACAAAAAUGGCGGGCGCGCUUUUGAAAUCGGAGUUUUUUCACUUGAAGAGGGAAGCAUUUUGCCACAUUUUUUUUCUUCCCGUUUGCAAAAUGGUACGUUUUUUGCCACUGGAUCAGGCCCCUCCACUGUAGGUGUUGAUGAGAAUUUUAAUUUUUUCCGUUUUCAGAGGCCAUAUACCGGACGCCAACGAGCUGAUCAGCCCCGAAGAGAGGGUGCAGCUGAAGAGAUGUCUGCUCAGCUCGAAACGCGACACUCUGCCCCCAAUUUGCACGCACAACAUGGUGGACGACGCCAACGACCAGGUCCUGAACGCCUUCCGACGAUGUCAACUCUUCAAUUCGGAUCAUGACCGGGUAAAAGUCAUCUUCCACCCCGAGUUCUUGAGCUCCGCCUCGCCGCUGAUCGGGCUCGACUACGAGGACUUUGUGCGAGGCUGUCAUAUGGGCGUGUUCCCUUCGUAUUAUGAGCCAUGGGGAUACACGCCGGCCGAGUGCACGGUCCGUGGAAUCCCGUCGAUCACCACGAAUUUGAGUGGAUUCGGGUGCUUCAUCGAGAAACAGGUCCCCGAUCACGACAAUUACGGCAUUUUUGUGGUGGACCGCCGCUUCAAACGCAGCGAUGAAUCCAUCCAACAGCUGGCUGAUAUAUUGUUGAACUACUGCUCGUUGAACCGAAGGCAACGAGUGAUCCUCCGCAAUCGGACGGAACGUCUCAGCGAACUCCUCGACUGGAAAACCCUCGGCGGUUUGUAUCGGGAAGCGCGCCGCAUGGCGUUGAAGAAAUUGCACCCAGACUUGGAAAUCAAACUCUCGGAGGCCCUCGCCAAAAUGCCACGCCCAUUAUCGGCCCCAUCGACCCCUCGCGGCUCGGCACACGGCUCACCGAAUGAGUCGGACAAUGAGAGCGACACCGCCGAACAGGUCGAACAUGAAAACAUCCAUUGGCACAUUGAAGGAUAA